AUGAUGCUUCAAUCAAAGCAAACCCAUAUUCAGUUCUUUGCUUUGACAAUUUUUCUUUUGUAUUGGAACCAAAUACCAGUUACAGCUAAACCACUCGACCAAGAAAUAGCGUUUGAUUAUAGGGAAGGGAGUGAGAAGGGCCCAGAACACUGGGGAGAGCUUAAACGAGAAUGGGCGGCAUGUAAAGAUGGACGAUCUCAAUCACCAAUAAGUUUAGACGAGAGUCGUGCCACCAAAGUGAUCCAAAGUUCAAGGGAUCUUAUAGUGAGCUAUAAGCCUUCCGAUGCAAUUCUCAAGAAUGAAGGUUACUAUAUCGCGCUUGAAUGGGAAGGCGAUGCUGGAUCUAUCCAAAUCGACGGCUCAGAUUACUUCCUCAAAAGAUGUCAUUGGCACACCCCAUCUGAACACACCAUUAAUGGUGUAAGGUAUGAUUUGGAACUGCACAUGGUGCAUCAAAGCGCAGACCAGAACAAUAUAGCUGUAGUUUCAUUUCUAUACGAAAUAAACCAGGAUAUAUCUUCUGUGAUUAGUACAAAGGAGAAAAAGUUGGGAGUGAUUGAUCCAGGGGAAAUAAAAUGGGCCAGCUCAAGAUUUUACAGAUACAUGGGAUCACUCACAACUCCUCCCUGUACAGAAGGAGUUAUUUGGACCGUAAACGAAAAGGUAGAUAUUGUUUCAAGAGAACAACUGGACUUACUUAAAGAAGCCGUUUAUGAUUAUGCAGUGGCGAAUGCAAGACCAUUGCAACGUGAUGAAGGCCGAGAUAUUAAGCUCUAUGGCCCAUCGUCAUUGUUAAGUUACUUGAAUGCAGAAUUACCUCACAGGAGGAGACUUAAUUCCGCAGCAAUCCCUCGGGAGUGA
Molecule: messenger RNA, 861 nt
Organism: Pyrus x bretschneideri (Chinese white pear)
Lineage: Eukaryota; Viridiplantae; Streptophyta; Magnoliopsida; Rosales; Rosaceae
Product: alpha carbonic anhydrase 4-like
Exons: 7
Coding region: 1-861 (286 amino acids)
Molecular function (GO): carbonate dehydratase activity; zinc ion binding
Source: RefSeq, a predicted model, not a curated record